Theileria equi strain WA is the source of this 1602-nucleotide messenger RNA. RefSeq names its product rhoptry-associated protein, putative. NCBI's taxonomy places the organism in Eukaryota, Apicomplexa, Aconoidasida, Piroplasmida, Theileriidae. The record is from RefSeq and is a predicted model, not a curated record. The coding region runs from base 1 to 1602 and encodes 533 amino acids. The transcript has a single exon.
AUGAGAGUUCAAGUGGCAAUCAAGAGUAUUUUACCAUUAUUUGUGCUUUUAUCAAAUGGUGUCUUAUCAGUUAAACACCACCAAAGUCCUGAGGCAUUGCAAGCCUCGACUUCCUCGGACUUUGUUAACGGUCUGGAGGAGGCUGUAGAGAAUGUCAAUGAAGUAAAGACAAAGGAUUCGUUGAUGGCUGAGCAUGUUACUAAGAGCAAUGUUGAUGCUAAGAGAUUUUGCGGAAAUGGAUCAAGUGUAUGUGAGAAUCUUGUCGGAAAGUACAUCACAAGGUGUUCUGGCGGAGAUUGCAUGACCUUGGAUCAUAUUACCGUUUUUGCAAAGGAGGGUCAGGUCAAGGUUUUGUUGCCACAUCUUACUCAAUUGGAUGCUGCCUUCACUAUAUUCAAGGGUUCUAAGGCAUACACCCCAACUUACAACCCAUUUACCAAGAUUGCCGAGUGGUUUGGAAAAUCCAAUCCAGGAAGUGUUAAGUCCUUCUCACAGGAACUUUUGAAGGUAAACCUUGAGAAACUUAGCUUCGAGGAUGAGAAGGAUUCCGCUGUGUUGACAGAGUUUUUGUAUUCUGCUACCAUCUAUUACAAGGAUUAUUUGCUCCACAAAAUUAAGCGACUGUGGGCCAAAUUGUCCAACAAUGUUAAAUUGGCAAGGUUCUUCUACAAAUUGAGCACUAAGAACCAUUUGAUCAGACUCAUCAGAGGCAUUGCAAAGGAGAAGCGCGUGGAUUUGUCAAAUGAUGAUUUGAAGAACUUGAUAGAUUCUUACACAACUUACAUGACUGUUUUGAAUACUAUGCGCCUUGACAGAUUGGCUGUUCUCUUCACUAGAUUGUGCAAGACCGCAACAAUAAAGGUCCUCAACGACAACAGAGUCAAUGCUCUGAUGUCCGAUUAUGCUGUGCAUAAUAUGGUCAACCCAGACAUCUUCUGCAAAUCUAAGCCAGUUCCUGGAUGCAAAGAUCAUGUCAUCAGAUAUAUUGAGAGAUGCCAAGGUGGUGAUUGCCUAACAUUGGAUAUGGUAAAUCUCUUUAAUGCCCAUGACGUCCUGAAUGUCAGGGUUCCAGAGCUACAUCAGUUGGAGGCUGCCUUCUACAUCUUCAAGAAGAGUCGUGCCCAUGGUAAAGCUCUUACUAACUUCCUCUUUAGACGCAACAGAAUAACUGUUGAUGCGUUCGCAAAGAAAUUGAUAGAACAUAACACGGCUGGUGUCACAUUCAACAGCAGAGAUCAUGAGGUAUUGGGCAAAUUUUUGUUCCAAGGCGUUGUUGCCUAUGAGAAGUACAUCACUGGUGCCACCUUCAAGGGCGUAUUCUUUGAGAGAAGAAUUGGUUCUAAGCUCCAGGAUGUUCUUGGACCACUCGUCCAAAAUGUCCCAAUGGCUAUAACUAAGGAAAGGAUUCAUGCUUUGAUGGUAUCAUUCAAGGCUUAUCUUAUGGGAUCCAGACAUGGUGUAAGAGUUUCUUUGACUACCAAGUUCGUCAAGUCUUGCGAGAACAUGUUGGUCAAAAACAUCAAUAAGGAGGAAGAGAAAAAGGAUGGGAAGAAGGAAGAAGCGUCAUUCACAUUUGAUUCUCAGGGCAAUGUGGUUCUUUAA